Molecule: messenger RNA, 488 nt
Organism: Aspergillus ibericus CBS 121593
Lineage: Eukaryota; Fungi; Ascomycota; Eurotiomycetes; Eurotiales; Aspergillaceae
Exons: 1
Coding region: 105-488 (127 amino acids)
Source: RefSeq, a predicted model, not a curated record
CUUGAUUUCACUUCUUAAUUAAUUCCACUCGGUCAAUCAUUACAUUCGUGUUAUACCUUGUCCUUUGAUCGAGAACCACCACACAAACCACGCAACACACCAAAAUGUCCUACCACCGCUCAACCUCCUACACCACCACCACCACCUCCUCCUCCUCCUUCUCCAACACCACCAACCCCAACCCCACAACCAACACAUUCAACACCUUCACCACUCUCUCCACCCUCUCCUCCUCCCCCAACAAUAACAACACCCCCACAACAACCGGCCACCGCUCCGCCCAUACCACACACACCAACCCCGAAGGCACAACGACCAUCCGCUCCGGAUACCAGAAUCUCGGCGAAGAUCCGAUUUUCCAAGAACGGAGGGUGGAUUCGGCGGGGCGGGAGUAUGCGUUGUCGGAUGUGCAGGGGGGGACGAGGAUGGUGAGGGAUGUUGAGGGUGAUGAGGGUGAUGAGGGGGGUGGGGAGGAUUUUUCUGAUUAG